UGAGAAGAUAUGUAAAACAUCCUCUAAUGGUCAGAAAUCAAUUGGUUCAUCUGGAAGCAUAAGUGUUGCAAAUGACUUUUUAGUCAAGCAUUCGUUUUCCAAUUUCCGUGAUAUUACGUUGUUGGAAAAGCCUUAUGAGGUCAUAGUUCUUGGUACGGUGAUGGGUGUUGAUGAUAAAGAUGACUGGUGUUACCUCGGAUGUGAAGAGUGCAAUCGAAAGGCGGAAACAACUUUGGUCAUUGAGGAGGCUGAAGACGGUGCUGAGGAACCCAAGUUUAAACAGGUUUUGGUUUGCUCAUAUCCUCAAUGUCCUAAAGAGGUUUGUCAGUGCGACACCAAUUUUUAGGAUUCCGAUCAGAGUACAAGAUUCUGCAGCUAUUGCCUCUUUGACUUUGUUUGACCAUGAAGCCAGAAAAAUGUUGGGAAUGACUGCAAUUCAGUUGCUUGAGAAGUCAAAACAGGAACAUGCAUCUUCGUAAGAGAAAACCAUUCCCUAUCAGUUUAAAGCUUUGAAUGAUAAAAAGUAUGCUUUCAAGAUUCAAGUUGGUCAAUUCAAUAUUGACAACCAUACUGAUGGUUAUGCUGUUCAUAAGUUGGUGAAUGAUCCAGCAAUAAUUGAAU
Messenger RNA from Helianthus annuus (common sunflower), 621 nucleotides. RefSeq lists its product as uncharacterized. The transcript has 4 exons. The coding region runs from base 171 to 479 and encodes 102 amino acids. The record is from RefSeq and is a predicted model, not a curated record. Lineage: Eukaryota; Viridiplantae; Streptophyta; Magnoliopsida; Asterales; Asteraceae.